GAAUGAGAGAUUAUUUUCUUAAUUCCUCCUUCCGUAUAUAAACCAACCGGCGGAAAGCUUGGCUCAUUGCCUCCAAAGUCCAUACUCAACUCUCCCUCUCUCUCCUUCUCUCCCGCCAAGAAAACUCACGACUCGAUAUGGCAGGGUAUCCGCCACCGGGUUCCGGCUACCCGUAUGGGGCACCCCCGAACCCCUACGGCGCCGCCCCUCCACCGUCGGCACCGUAUGGCCCCGCCGGCGGCAAGCCCCCCAAGGAAGGCAAGGGCCAGGGGGCCGGCUACUACCAGUACCAGACACCGCCGCCGCUGCCGACGGGGCCGUAUGGAAGCCCGUUCGCUGGGCUGGUGCAGUCGGCGUUCCCGCCGGGGACGGACCCCAACGUGGUGGCGUGCUUCCAGGCGGCGGACCGCGACGGGAGCGGCUUCAUCGAUGACAAGGAGCUCCAGCAGGUGCUCUCCUCCUACAAUCAAAGCUUCAGCAUUCGGACCGUCCACCUCCUCAUGUACCUCUUCACCAAUACCAACGUUCGCAAGAUCGGUCCAAAGGAAUUCACCUCAGUGUUCUAUAGCCUUCAGAACUGGAGGGCCAUCUUUGAGAGGUUUGAUCGUGAUCGCAGCAGUAAGAUUGAUGCAUCAGAGCUGCGAGAAGCUCUUCUGAGUAUUGGAUUUGCCGUUUCUCCGGUGGUUCUGGACCUGCUUGUGUCCAAGUUUGAUAAAUCUGGAGGCAAAAACAAAGCCAUUGAAUAUGAUAACUUCAUUGAAUGUUGCCUUACUGUUAAGGGGCUGACAGAAAAGUUCAAGGAGAAGGACACCAUGUACACGGGAUCGGCCACUUUAACUUACGAGUCCUUCAUGCUUACCGUCUUGCCCUUCCUUGUUGCAUAAAGAAAGCUGUGUAUAUAAGGCGUUGUUCUCUUUCUGGCGUAUUACCUAGUGUAACCCUUUCUCUGGCUUGUUUUCUUUCUGAGUCAUGUUGGUUGUGGUACUGUUUAAUAAUGCUUCCUGGUGAUAAGAUCGUUUUGUUGUUAUGCUUCACUAUAUUAAGUUUUAUCACCAAAUGGACAGGCUUAUAUCUUUCUCUCAGAAGGUUGUCUCUUUUCA
This is a messenger RNA of Elaeis guineensis (African oil palm), 1100 nucleotides long. Its product is annotated as calcium-binding protein CBP. Gene Ontology annotation, molecular function: calcium ion binding. The record is from RefSeq and is a predicted model, not a curated record. NCBI's taxonomy places the organism in Eukaryota, Viridiplantae, Streptophyta, Magnoliopsida, Arecales, Arecaceae.